AUUGUGUUCUAGCGCGGUUUGUGAUUUUCUUCCUUACGCUACUGUAUGCUACCCUAGUAUACAAAGUAUAUUCUGGCUAGACGCGAACCUCCACAAGGUUAAAAUAUGAUACCGGCUUUGAUUCUUAAUUGUUUAUUACCUUUGUCGUUCGGUUUCGUAACUAGACACUUUCCGUGGUCAACCAUCAAGAAUCCGGAGUUCACAUAUGAAACAAGAUACUUUUGGACCAGGGUUGAUCACUUUUCUUUCGUAAAUGAUGACAAGUUCUUUAUCAAGUAUCUAAUUAACAACGAAUCGUUCACUCCGGGUGGCCCGAUAUUUUUUUACACAGGAAAUGAAGGUGCCAUAGAAAUAUUUGCAGAAAACUCAGGGUUUAUCUGGAAGCUUUCUCAAGAACUUAAUGCUUCUGUUGUUUUUGCCGAACACCGGUAUUACGGAACCUCUCUCCCAUUCGGGAAUAAUUCUUUCAAAGACCGUCAGCACUUUGGUUACCUAACUGCAGAACAAGCGUUGGCUGAUUAUGUACUUCUAAUUAAUCAACUAAAAGCUAAUUAUUCAUGCUUUGCUUCAUCACCUGUAAUCGCUUUCGGAGGAUCCUAUGGCGGUAUGCUCUCUGCUUGGAUCAGACAAAAGUACCCUAAUCAAAUUGCCGGUGCUAUAGCUUCUUCUGCACCAGUAUGGCUGUUUCCCGGAUUAUCUGACUGCAAUGGUUUCAGUAUGACAGCAACAAAUAGCUUUUUGAAAUAUGGUGGCGAGAACUGUGUGAAGAAUAUACAACUUUCCUGGAGUAAUAUUGUAGACAUAGGUCAAAGUAUUGAUGGGAAAGAAUUAUUAACCCACAUGUUUAACAUCUGUACGCCUUUAACUGAUGUUCAGAAUAUCAUAGACUACUUAUCCGAUUUUUUGGGAACGAUAUCUAUGGUCAAUUAUCCUUACCCAGCCAACUUUCUGCUUGCUUUACCUGAAUGGCCAGUCAAGUAUUUGUGUACCAAUUUAUCUGCAUACGACCCUCAACAACCUGUGGUAACCAGAAUAUCUUUAUUAGCCAAGGCUAUACUAUCACUGACAAAUUAUACUGGGAAUCAAACGUGUUUAGACAUUUCAACGAGUUCGCCAAGUCUGGACACUACUGGAUGGGAUCUACAAACUUGCAUGGAGAUGACAACACCUAUGUGUGCAUCAGGGCCGGUAAACAUCAUGCCUCCAUUAAAUUGGGAUCUUAAAUCUUUCUCAAUCUCUUGUCAAAAUCGAUUUGGUGUAAGUCCACGCGUUGAAUGGCCAAAAGUUGAAUUUUGGAGUAAAUCAGUACAUACUAUUACCAACAUAAUUUUCAGCAAUGGUGAAAUUGAUCCAUGGUCAGCAUUAUCAAUUACAAAUAAUAGUUAUGUCCCAUUUGCUACAGUCAUUAAUAUCUCUGAUGCUGCUCAUCAUUUAGAUUUGAGAACUCCUAACCCGGCUGAUCCUCAAAGUGUGAUUAAAGCAAGAGAAAUUGAAAAACAGAAAAUAAUCCAAUGGAUAAAAGAAUGGAAACUUAAAUACAAAUUAUUGAAAUUUUUCAAUAGCAUCAGAUCAUUCAUCUCUUUACUAGAUUACCUUGGCUAAUGUUUAAAGAAAUAUUUUUUAUUUUUUGUUGUUGCAAUUUUCAUGAUAAUAAUCCUAAUUUAAACUGACAUUAUAAUUUAUAAUCAAAUUUUUACAUCUUGAAAAGUAGUUUUUCAUGAUUGAUAUAAUUUACUCAUACAGUGUUCUUGGACGUAUUGGAACAAGUUGAAAAAUUCGUUCAUUUAAAUAGUGCAAACGGAUUCGUAAAGCGUAGUUAGAAAUAAUUGUUGGUUAUAAAACGUAAAGUAAACAACGCUCUAGUAGGUCUUUUUCUGCUCUGCAAUUGGUGAACACGAAGGUUUCAAACCAAAUGUGGUCAACAGCGUUAUGUACUGCUACCGUUAUCCUUAAAACGUUGAGAUCAUGUAAAGAAUGUUUAUAUUUGAUAGAGGAAUCAUACGUACAUAGCUUAUUUUACAACUUCAUAUUAUUGUGUUGAGUACAUUUAUCUUAUAUCUAUGAGUUUAUUAUUUUCAAAUUACGUACAAUACAUUGGUUGUCUUAACAGAUAAUGGUGUUGCAAGUUGGAAAUUUAGUGUUACGUACGCUUUAUUAAGUUUUGUAUGUGAUUAUAAGCAAACCAGAAUAAUGAAACCAACAAUGAAUUAAAUCUUAAUGCAUCGGCAUCUAAUGAUACUGUUUUCAAGAUAUUUCUGGCAUAUACUGGUAGUCAGGUGUAAAUAACUUGCCGAAUUUUCUCUGAAGAACUAAUCAAUAAUAAAUAUACAUAAUGAAAUAGGGUGUUGUGCACUUUGUUAGUAAAUGUAACCGAGUGAUUCAGUAAUUACUUAUCGACUUUCUGUCUUGUUUUAGUGGGUGGACCAAAUGUUUGCCAAUUCCACUUGAAGGCUAUGUAAAAGAUUGGAUCAAACCCUAUUGUGAUUUCUUAAUCUGAGAUAAGUAACUGUCUAAGGUUUACAUAAUAAUCACUCCAGACCAUAUUCAAGCUAUACAAUACGCACUUGUUGAUUUAGCAGCUAGUGUUCAAAGGUAUAGCGUGUGCUUUACACCUACAUCCAAAGUACUUUUACAAGAUUAGUAGGAGGUUGUGUUUGCACUCAUUCUUGCUAGUGAGCAGUUAGGAGUAGUCGAGUUCAUUUAUUUGGAUAGGUAUUUAAGUCCUGGUGAUGGUGUUGUUGAAGAGGUGAAUUUACAACGAAAACCAGAGCUACCUAUGCCAAUCUCGUUCAUCCUUGACGCCUUUAUGAUGUUACCCUGGCUGUAAAAGGUCAGAUUUACAAUGCAUCGGUUAGAGCAGUCUUGCUCUAACCUGACCUCCGAGUUCAGAGUGGUGAGCGACUCUGUGUUUGAUUAUCGUUGUCUUUGAAGGAUCGCUGACAGUGGCAACACCAGGUUAUUAUGCAGAAGUUUGGCAAUGUAUGUUCGAGCACUGACAAUAAUUCGAUUGGUGUCAACAUUUUGAAAUGCCGGCUUCGGUGGUUGGUUAUAUACUACGAAUGUCGUCUCAGCUAAUUCCACAUCGUACCUUACUUAUCAACGCCGGGAAUAGUUGGGGAAAGCGGAGAGGUGGUCAGCGCAUGUCGUGGUAUAAAAGGAAGUUAUACAUGACUGAUUUCUGUUUGGAGUCAUGGAGAUGGUGCAACAUAGUACAUAAGACGUUAUCAGAUAUUGGUCAAAAUAUAUAAUUAUUGAAAGCUUUUUUCAACUAAGUAAAGUGAACCCUUCGAUGGGAAUUGUUCACGUCUACAUACUUUGAUCAUAGGUUCAAGAUAAAUAGGAUUAUCAUGAAUUAUUUUUCUUAACGUUCAUAAAUUAUAAUACCCGAUUAGUUUGCAUAUUGAUUAAUUAAUUGUUUUCACAUAAUAGUGAGGGUAUUAGUGAAUUUCCCAGUAUUCAUGAUUUGGCACUUCACUAAUUUUUGAAUCGUUUAAAUAUUUAUCCGUUCAAGAUGAGUCAACUUUCAUGUGUUAAUACUAUCAAUAAAUAGUUAUGAUGGCACUUGAAAAUACGAACAUAUUUCAUGAUGUGAAAAGAUGAUGAAACCAGAAGUGAGUUGUAUAGCUUUGUCGAACUUCGCGAUUAAGGUUGAACAAGGCAUUUUGAGUUAUUAAAUCUCUUCCAUUGUUCAGUGUAUCUGACUUUAUUGCAAAUGUGAAGGCGUUUAUCCGUCACUUUCUGUCGAAUAACUCAUUUAUGCUCUAAGUUAAUUGUUAUAUACGGUAAAACUUGUAUACAGGAUAUACUCAAAAUACUUAACAAUAACGUCCAGAUUUUUAAAAACUUUAAGUAUUCAAUAUGUUAUCGUUAAUACGGUAGCCAAUCAUGAACUAUGUAGUGGAAUCCUAAUUGCGGAAUGUUUGGUGUUGUGAAAAUUCUUUAAAUAAAACCAAUGGGAUUCAUAUAUGUAAUAACUGAUUCUUUUCAAUAAACGGUGAAAUUAAAGAAAGUAGAUGAACUAUCUGUUUGAUACAAAUAAUCUGAUCUAAACAGGUGGGGACUGUACAAGGCUUGUUAUUCACCAUGUACAAAUUUAGUGCCAAGAUUAACAAAGACAUACUUGUUAUAGUAUUAGAUAAGCCAAAAGAUUUGAUGUGCUCUGACAAACAAAUGUUAAGAUUGGAGUUAUUGUGUAACAAACAGAAGUAGACUCAAUGGCAAAGCAGUUUUCUUGAGUCUCUAAAGUAUUCAGGACACCUAAAAAAUUGCGAAUCGAUAUUAUCCGCAAACAUUUAACAAAUUUUGAAAUGGCACAACCGAAAUCAAGAUUUUGAACUGUAUCUCAUCACACGUAUCGAUGGAAUUAAUUUCUAGUAAACCACUUAUCAAUAACACAUAUUAUUCCGUUGAAUUUAGUGUCACCUUUUAACUUCUAUUGGGUCUUAUCCAAAUGAUCGAGUUCUUUUUUUCUAUCAUAUUGAAUACCUCUUUUUCUUAGUUCUUCAUUAACAUCAAUAUAUAACCAUACGAUAUUGUUUUAACCGAGUGUUUUCUUGUAAAUAUCCUUAUAAGUUUAUUUUUAGAUCAGUAGAAUGAUGAUGGAGAGAGAAUGAGAGUAAUACAAAUCACUAAUUUAUUCGAAUUAUACAUUACGAUAAUUGUCA
Molecule: messenger RNA, 4664 nt
Organism: Schistosoma guineensis
Lineage: Eukaryota; Metazoa; Platyhelminthes; Trematoda; Strigeidida; Schistosomatidae
Source: the annotation of a GenBank genome assembly